Thunnus maccoyii (southern bluefin tuna) is the source of this 5594-nucleotide messenger RNA. RefSeq names its product serine/arginine repetitive matrix protein 1-like. The record is from RefSeq and is a predicted model, not a curated record. Bases 283 to 1218 code for a protein of 311 amino acids. The transcript has 2 exons. Lineage: Eukaryota; Metazoa; Chordata; Actinopteri; Scombriformes; Scombridae.
AAUGCGAGCCAUGUAUCCUGUGCCAGAAAGGUCAUUGCACUCCCUGACGGUCUGUAGACAGGACAAGGAGAGCAUGCCUGAGUUCUUAUUGAAGCUACUAGCGAAGUUUCAGGAGCAGGACCACACCUCAACCGCACCCCUUCCGGCAAUCCCAUAAAUACUAACCUUCUCCUCUUUCGCUCUCGCAUUCUGCUCCAGAGCUGAGACUGUACACAUCGAUUCAAAUAUCUUUAAAAAAGAAAAACUACAAAGUUCCACUUGCUUACUCACCAUUUCCCGACCAUGGAUUUAGUUUCCCUAUCUCCGUCGGACAAUGACCUUUUCGGCCAGCAUCAGGACAACCAAAUCCUGAGUCCCUGCCAGUCCACGCCAAAGGAUCCAGUCUACAGCUUCCCCACCGCCUCAGUUCUCGAGACUCCGCUUUCCGUAGCCUGCAAGCCACCCAGAAUACGGGCGACUCCUUCCAGCUCAGUCCACUCCACGAUCCACAUUCCACCCAGUUCAUCUCUCCUCACCAUCCAAAACUACAAUUCACCCGAAGACUCCUCGGCGUCUUCCGGUCGAUCUCCUCCCUCCGCAAAAUCUCCUCCCUCUGCAAAAAGGGGUCGAAGUGGUCCUAAGACUGUCCAUUGCCGUCGCCGUGACUCCCCAACUCCUUCGCCCACCAGGUUGGCUCCAGCUCACCGGCAUCGUCCUGAUACCAGCCUCACUACUCGCAGCAGAUCGCGGCGUCACCACGCUCCAGGGAGGUCCCCCAAAUGUCUGCUUGCUUCGAAAAUCUCGGAUUGGACUGUAGUAACUCUCCCCAAAACUCUAAAAGACAGAGGAAUUCCAUUCCACCGCUCGGAUAACAAGGCAAAACUAUUCAACAAACUCAUGUCAGCUGGUAGUUCACUCCACACCGUCAACACCAGCCGUCUUCCGGGUGACGUCUCAGUGCAAAGCUUGUCGCGCCGUGACAUCAGAGUGCCCGUUAAAGGGACAGAGCAACCAUACCCUCCAGCCCAAAGCCAAAGAAGGGGGCAAUAUCAGAGACAGAACCCGCCCAGCACCAGGAUGCCUGCACCCCCUGCUGCCCCCUUCUUCCAACAGCAACCUCUUGCCCUUACAGGCGCUUCUGGCACUGGGAUGCCAGAACCCUCCACCUUUCAGCCCCAGCAACCCUCGUCCAUCUGGGCGGCACCGGGAUGCCGGCUCCCAGUUUUCCCCCACAGAUAACACAGCUGGUUCCUCCCUCUUUUACCUCUGGGCUUCUCCAUCAACCCAUUCCAGCCCUGAACGCACCCGGCAACUUCACCUUGUCUACAGCUCACCCUCCCACACUCAUGUCAUCAUAACACUCACACCUCUCGUCCUUCUCCAGUCCCUGACAACAUCCACAAACAGAUCAUCGAUGGUAAUUAUGUUGACCUCGCACUCCUCCUCUUGCCCUCCCUCCACCAACCCUCCGCAGCCAGAUUCCUUGACAGUUACGACGUAUGUCCCCAUCUGAAGGGACAUCCUAUGCUUCCGCUUUCCCACUUGCCGUCAAGAACUCGAUGACUAUUUGUCUAUCGUGCUCAACCUGGCCCUCCGCUUUGGCGGAAACGGAUUUUACCAAUAUCACGUUCACUUCGCCUCUGAAGCCACUGUCUGCUUGCACCAAUUCAAUGAGGCCACUUACUGGGGCACACUUGACUCAGAACUAUACUGCCGCAUCUUCGCCGCUCUUGCUGCCCUCACCUGCACCAUCUGUGGGGCGCCAUCCCACCCCGCCUCCUCCUGCUCAAUCCCCACUCGUGCCGAAAUACAAAAUGUCCGACCAGGAGGUCCCAUUUCCUCCCGCCUAGCAGCCAUGGCCCCACCAGCACACAUAACCCUGAAGCCAGCAUCUUCUGCCCCUUCUGUCAUCUUCCCCCUACCUGACGGAGUAGACAAGAAAGGCAGACCUAUCAUGCUCCAUGGUGGCCGAACUAUAUGUAACAACUUUAAUGAAGCUGGUUGCUCCAUGUCCCAGUGCUGCUACCUCCACGUCUGCUCCUUCUGUGGAGGAGGCCACGCCCGCCCUGCGUGUCCACACUACCCCACCUCACAGAAACCAGGCACUUUGCAUUCACCCCGACCCAGCUUUCGUUGAGUUCCUCAUAACCGGAUGUCGAGAAGGAUUUCAUCCGGGACUCUCUGCACUACCAUCCGCUUCCUUUGAGUGCAAGACUCUUCAGUCCGCCAUAACCAACCCCGAGACCGUCGACCUCCUGCUCUCCAAAGAAGUUAAGGAGGGUUUCAUGAUCGGUCCAUUCGCGCAUCCCCCCUUCCCUACCUUCCACAUCAGCCCUCUUGGUAUCGCCACCAGGAAAUAUUCUGGAAAAAAACGCAUCGUCAUCGACCUCUCAGCACCACAUAGAAGCACUGUCCCCAGCAUUAACAGCUUGAUUCCAAGCGAAGACUUCUCCCUUCACUACACAACCAUUAACCAUGCCAUUGCCCUCAUCAAACUAGCCGGCAAGGGAUCUUGGCUCUCAAAGGCUGACAUCACUAGCGCCUUCAAGGUUCUCUCAAUCCAUCCUGACUUCUGGCGUUUCUUCGGCGUCCGCUAGCGGGGAGCAAACUACUUUGCCGUCAGGCUUACUUUCGGUUGUAAAAGCAGCCCCAAGCUCUUUGAUUCCUUGUCCGAAGCCCUUUGCUGGAUCCUCUCCAACAACUAUAACAUCCCGGUCCUUGUCCAUCUCUUGGAUGACUUCCUCAUCAUUUCCCCUCCCUCAUCGCCACCCGCUUCUGGCCUGGUCACUCUAAUUACGGUGUUCUCAAACCUUGGGGUUCCGCUGUCCGGGAAAAGACAGAGGGCCCCUCUACGUCCCUCGAGUUCCUGGGAAUCACACUCGAUACCAAUUCAUUUCAGGCCUCACUCCCAGUCGAAAAACUUAACCGGAUCACCCUUCUCAUAUCAGACUUCCUCCUCGCUCCUUGCUGUACCAAACGCCAGCUUCUCUCGCUCCUGGGCCACCUCAACUUUGUCCUUCACAUCAUCAGGUCGCUUCUUCCGCACUCUUUGAAAUCUACCCCAUAAUAGCCGCUGCCGUUCUGUGGGGCCAUGAAUGGUCCCACAAGUCUAUCCUUAUCUACUCCGACAACCUAGCAGUUGUAGACAUAAUCAACAAAGGACGCUCCAACUCCCCAUCCAUCAUGCUAUUCUUGCGCCGCCUAACCUGGCAUUCACCACGCACCACUACAUCCUCCACACAGCUCAUGUUCCUGGUCAUUCAAACACCAUGGCUGACUCUCUUUCUCGUUUCUCGUUUCAGAAGUUCAGAAGCUUGGCUCCUCACGCAGAUACCCAGCCUACUCUAGUUCCUCCAUAUUCAGCACUGACCUUCAACUUGUAAAUCCAGCUCUAGUACCCCUGAUCAUCAAUUCCCAGAACUCCAUCAUCAACAGCCCUCAACCCUCUCAUCAUACUGGACAGCUUGGAAAAGUUUUCACCGCUUUCACGAUCAACACAACAUCCCGUCAUUCGACCUCGUCACCCUGACUAGUUUCAUAACCUACGCCCAUUCUGUUGGCUACUAUGGCUAUUAAAACACACACCAUCAAAGUCUACCUAAGUGGCAUCAGCUUCUUUUCAAAACUUAUAACCGGCAAUCCGGGUUUAUCUGCAAGCCAUCCUCAGAUUACUUCUCUCCUCAAAGGACUUCUCCAUCAAGAACCAGACGAAAAUCCUUGUCGCCUUCCUCUUACUGCCAACCUGCUUUCAUCAUGCAUUCACAUCAUCCACUCUGGAUACGGCACUCCUCACGUAGCUCGUACGCUAGAAGCUAUGUUCUUGCUCGCCUUCUUUGGUUUCCUCAGAUGCUCUGAAUUCAUCCCCUCUACCUCUCUCUUUGACCCUAACCGCCACGUUUGCAUUUCAGAUCUGUCCUUUUUCUCGGACGACACUAUGGUCCUGUACUUAAAGCAAACCCAAACCAACCAAUCAGGUUUGCCCACACCCGUCUUCUAUUUUAAAAUCCAAUCGCCCUUGCAUCCCUUUGAAACCCUGGCAAAUUACUUGGCGUACAGAAAAUCUCAGAGCACCAUAGCAACAGAUCCUCUUUUUAUCUCCGAAUCCAGCCAAGUGGCUACUCGAUUCUGGUUCCACCAUCACUUCCACCACAUACUUUCCCUCUCCAGAAUAUCUCCCUCUCAUUACUCUGGACACUCCUUCAGAAUCGGAGCCGCCACUUCAGCUUCCCGCAACGGAGUUCCUGAACAUUUCAUUCAACUUAUGGGCCGAUGGUCCUCCCAAACAUACCAUCGCUACAUUCGUUCCGAUCUUCAAGAUCUCAGAGCUGCUCAAGCUCACCUCGAGUAAUGGAAGCUUUUGGGGGUCUGUUGCUGCCCGGGCACUGCGGCAGAUUCCCCACGAAGCUUCCCCACACCCCACACUACAAGCAAGCCAGCGGAUUACAUGCACUAAUUUUCUUUAAUAAAAUCACUCGAACAUAUCUUGUUGAUGGUGUGGUCCUUGCCAGUGAAUUGAGAUGCAAAAACGUGUGGGUGGACAUUGCUGGGUCUCAUCCAAGCCAGAACAGGUUGCAACAGACUUUGUUCCGUAAAGCUGUACUAGACAGCAUGCCAAAGUCCGUGCAGGGUCAAAUGGCGGCAAACCCCGACCUACAGGGAUGUAGCACGGAAAAAUGGGAAAAACACCUGACUCAUUAUGUACGGCAAGAAGAUGAUAAACAAAGAGCACAUGCCACUGAGAAACUCAGCUUCUAAAAUUGCAAUUGGAAAAUGAGCUGUGGAAAGCCACCGACUCAAAAAAGUCAUCUAAACAACAAAUGAUGCAACAACCAACCCCUCCUCCUCCUCCUGCGCAGCCAGUGACCGCGUCUGUGCUGGUGUAUCCGCCCGUUCAGCCCAUGUAUGUCGGAUCUUAGCAGCCUCGUGCAGCGAAUGUGCCUGGUAGGGGAAAGGGAGCUCCACAACAACCACCAAGCUCUAAAAUGACUAAAGACACUGUUGAACUCACUGGAUUCUCAGGAAAACCUGAUCAUCUGCCUUUCACGGCUCCACUAAAGACUUUGGUUGCUGGACAGACUAUUAAACAUAUAUAUGUUUCCUCUCGCAAGUGCCCUGUGAAUCUGAUGGGCAGGUACUUGCUGGUGAAGAGCAGAGCCUCUAUUCUCCGCGGGGCUGAUGGACUCAUUGUGACGUUCCCUAAUGGCCAGUCGUUUAAUUGCUCUGUAGGCACCCUGUGACUUCAUUCACAAAUGUUCCUGGCCGCAGACUAUUUUCCAAGCACUGAGGGGGAGUGGGCUGACAUUGACUGAGGGCUAGUUCAACCUUAGCCGCAAGACGGUGGUGGUGUGCACUCGUUGUACACAGCAUGGAAGCCAUGGUUGCAUAUGUUACAUCCAUACGCUCCUCCCCCUGACCCAUUGCACGUUACACUGUUCUACGACCGCUGUGGGUCUUUUGUGUAUGACGAGGCUUUUAUGGAUGUGGAUGGCUCCGUGUACUGGGUUGCGGCAGAUUGCCUGUUUGCGGGUCCGGAGGGCAUGGCUGCUUCUGUUACACUAACACCAGACUUCUAUCAGUGUUCCUCCACUGUGGUGGGAAUGGCGGCACAAGGAAGG